AUCCCCGCCCAUCGAUCCGGGUGCCGGUGGAGCUUGUGACGUCAGACCGUUUCUUCCGGAAACGGCGGCGACGGCAGAAAGAACCGAGGGGCUAUCGUUGGUGGGUGCGCCUGAAAGCCGAGAGAGGAGCGUAACCCGGAAGCGGAAGCGGAUUCCUUCCCGGCUCCGGCUUCACACUUGUUACAGGUCCACUGGUGGGCUCCUGCUACCAUGGAUUUGUUAUUUGGGCGCCGGAAGACACCAGAGGAGCUGCUGAGGCAGAAUCAACGAGCCCUGAACCGUGCCAUGCGAGAGCUGGACCGUGAGCGACAGAAGCUAGAGACCCAGGAGAAGAAAAUCAUCGCAGACAUCAAGAAGAUGGCCAAGCAGGGCCAGAUGGAUGCUGUGCGUAUCAUGGCAAAAGACCUGGUGCGCACAUCGGCGUUAUGUGCGUAAUUUGUGUUGAUGCGGGCCAACAUCCAGGCUGUGUCCCUGAAGAUCCAGACACUGAAGUCUAACAACUCAAUGGCGCAAGCUAUGAAGGGGGUCACCAAAGCCAUGGGCACCAUGAACAGACAGUUGAAGUUGCCUCAGAUCCAGAAGAUCAUGAUGGAAUUUGAGCGGCAGGCUGAGAUCAUGGACAUGAAGGAGGAGAUGAUGAAUGAUGCCAUUGAUGAUGCCAUGGGUGAUGAGGAAGAUGAAGAAGAAAGUGACGCUGUUGUGUCCCAGGUCCUGGACGAGCUGGGAUUGAGCCUGACAGACGAGCUGUCAAACCUCCCCUCCACCGGAGGCUCACUCAGUGUGGCUGCCAGUGGGAAGAAAGCAGAGGCCGCAGCCUCAGCCCUAGUAAUGCUGAUGCCAGACCUGAGGAAACGGCUCAAGAACCUGCGGAGGGACUGAUCACCCUAGACCAACCCCGGGUGGGAGGUGGGCAGUGGAUGCCCAACAGUUUCAUUGUACUUCUUCUGUAAUAAAAGAUUGGACACUAA
This is a messenger RNA of Lutra lutra (Eurasian river otter), 968 nucleotides long. RefSeq names its product charged multivesicular body protein 2A (gene CHMP2A). The transcript is spliced from 6 exons. Lineage: Eukaryota; Metazoa; Chordata; Mammalia; Carnivora; Mustelidae. Gene Ontology annotation, cellular component: multivesicular body; ESCRT III complex. The record is from RefSeq and is a predicted model, not a curated record. Gene Ontology annotation, biological process: endosome transport via multivesicular body sorting pathway; late endosome to vacuole transport; protein transport.